AUGUCGGCUGAUCAGAACGUGUCUGCGCCUGUUGCGCCUGUGCCCGAGAAGCGUGAGGAAACCAUGGAAGCAGUCGCUAAGCCCGUGGAAACUCCCGCGAUUGCUGCCGAAAACACCGGAGAGACUGUAGCUAAACAUGAACCUGCCAGUGCCCCGGUCGAAGAUGUAGCUGCAAAGGAUGCGACCGCCGCCAUUGCGACCACCGAGCCCGAAGUCGCAAAGCCUGAGCAACCUAAGGUUGAGAAGCCAGCUUACCUGACCAAAACCCCGGCUCUGGGAGAGUUGUUCAAGCGCCUGCCAACCAUCCUCGGAAAGGUUGGUCACCCUGAGAUGUGGGGAGUGACACUCAAGGAUAGCGACGAUAUUCCCACCGUCAACGUGUUGAUCAAAUUCCUGCGCGCAAAUGAGGGCAAUGUCAAAGCCGCCGAGGCGCAGCUCAGCAAGGCACUCCAAUGGCGCAAGGAUGUGAAUCCACUGGCCUUGGCCGAAUCCGCUAAGUACAGCGCAGCCAAAUUUGGGGGCUUGGGAUACCUGACGACCUAUGAGGAGAAUGGACGGCCCUUGGUGUUUACUUGGAACAUCUACGGUGCCGUGAAGGAUAUUGGUGUGACAUUUGCGAAUACCGACGAAUUCGUCCAGUGGCGCGCCGCUCUCAUGGAAGUCGCCGUACAGGACUUGAAAAUGAAGGAUGCCACCGAGGUAAUCGACUAUGAUGGCGAGGAUCCCUACCAGAUGAUCCAAGUGCACGAUUACAUGAAUGUCAAGUUCUUCAGUAUGGAUCCGUCUGUCCGUGCCGCGACAAAGAAGGUCAUCGAGGUGUUCGCUACCGCGUACCCAGAGCUCCUGAGUGAGAAGUUCUUCGUCAACGUCCCUGCUAUCAUGGGCUGGAUGUUCACUGCCAUGAAAUUUCUCCUGAGCCGUAACACCACGCGCAAGUUCCAUCCGAUCACCAACGGCGCCAACCUGGCUCGCGAAUUCUCCCUUUCGAUUGCUGAAAAACUCCCCAAAGCUUAUGGUGGUAAGGGUCCGGAGCUGAAGGAGAACGCUAGGUUCAUCCCACUGAUCGAGGAUGAGGAACAGGGUGCCAAGGACAAGGCCAAGUCUGCCGAGGAACCUACUGUUGCUGAGCCCAUCAAGGAGGAUGCGCUGCCAAAAGAAGAAUCCCUCAAGGCGGAGGCUGCCAAGGAACCCCAGGUGGAGGCUGCUAAGGAGCCAACCAAAGAAGAGAUCCCUAAGGCUGAGUCUCUGAAGGAUGGAUCUGCAAAGGAUGGAACCCAGUAG
Molecule: messenger RNA, 1281 nt
Organism: Penicillium griseofulvum
Lineage: Eukaryota; Fungi; Ascomycota; Eurotiomycetes; Eurotiales; Aspergillaceae
Gene: sfh5
Product: CRAL/TRIO domain protein
Exons: 2
Coding region: 1-1281 (426 amino acids)
Biological process (GO): Golgi to plasma membrane protein transport; regulation of exocytosis
Cellular component (GO): plasma membrane; cortical endoplasmic reticulum; cytosol
Molecular function (GO): phosphatidylinositol transfer activity
Source: RefSeq, a predicted model, not a curated record